AUGGCACGAGAGGGAAGGGUUCUUUGCCGGUUUGCUCUGCUGUUUUUAUUUGCUUGUUUCAUUUUCCCAACUGUUCUUUACAAGUCUAUAUCGCCGAAAUCACCACGAACAAACAACCCUGUGGUCGUUUCCAGUCGAACGAGGAAGUCAGUGGAACUAACUGACAACACGAACAACACGAACAACUCGACCAUGCUGCAAAAAGUGCUGACGUUGAUGAAGGCCCUUGCCGAUUCGUCUUCUCCGAAAAACUGUGUUAAACCAUCCAUAGAUGAAUUUCCAGAUGACUUUAUGACUCAGAACCAGCGACAAAAGCAAGGGGGUGUCGUCAUUCACUUUCUAUUAGCGCUUUACAUGUUCGUUGCUUUAGCGAUUGUUUGUGAUGACUACUUCGUUCCUUCUCUGGAGCAAAUCACCGACAAGUUACAUAUGCACUCCGAUGUCGCCGGUGCCACUUUCAUGGCCGCUGGUAGCUCUGCUCCUGAAUUAUUCACUUCUGUUAUCGGAGUUUUUAUAACAAAAAGUGACAUCGGCCUUGGUACUAUAGUAGGAUCUGCAGUGUUCAAUAUACUUUUUAUCGUGGCCAUUUGUGGUUUGUUCGCUGGCUCCACGCUGCGUCUGUCCCGGUGGCCGCUGCUGCGUGACUCGUUGUGUUACUUGUUGAGUAUUGUUGCUUUGAUCGCCAUUACUUACGACAAAAACGUGUUCUGGUACGAGUCAUUAGUGCUGGUUUGCAUGUACUUAUUAUAUGUUGUGAUCAUGUACUUCAACCAAUCCCUUGAGGGUUGUUUUCAGAGAUUAACAGGAUUUGAAGAGGGAGACAAGGACUUGCCUAAAAAUAGCUCAAAUGAUGAGGAAGGAAAGUCACUCCUUAGAAAUGAAGAAAGCUCAAACCCUUCAGAAAGUUAUCAAGAAGAAGAAGUACAAAUUAUUGACAAAGAUGAGGAUUCACCAUUUUCAGUACCUGAAGGCCUAAUUUCUCGAUCCCUUUGGAUUGUAGCAUUACCUCUCACAUGUCUUUUUUAUGUGACAAUUCCUGACUGCCGUAAAGAAAGAUGGGAGAAGUGGUACCUUGUUUCAUUUUUUGUAUCUGUGGUAUGGAUUGCGCUUCUCUCAUACGUCCUGGUUUGGAUGGUUGAAAUAAUCGGCUUCACGCUUGGCAUCGAUGAUGUCAUAAUGGGCCUUACUUUUCUUGCAGCAGGGAGUAGUGUGCCAGAUGGGAUAUCAAGCCUGAUUGUUGCUCGUCAAGGAGACGGGGACAUGGCUGUCUCAAACACAAUUGGAAGCAACGUAUUUGACAUCUUAUUAUGUCUAGGACUUCCUUGGCUUCUAAGGACCACAAUAGUUGACACUGGAGGCUAUGUAGUGGUUUUAAGUGGGAGCAUCAUUUACACAUCAAUUUCUCUAUUUGGUACGGUCUUUGUUACCUUACUGUUUGUAGUUUUAAACAAAUGGUAUUUAAAUAAGUGUCUUGGAAUGAUACUUCUUUUUCUUUACUUUGCUUUCAUUACAGUUGCAACCCUAUUUGAGCUUAACUAUUUUGGGGAUUUCAACAUGCCAAUCUGUCGGACAUAG
Molecule: messenger RNA, 1575 nt
Organism: Porites evermanni
Lineage: Eukaryota; Metazoa; Cnidaria; Anthozoa; Scleractinia; Poritidae
Source: the annotation of a GenBank genome assembly